AUGGUAUUUAAUAUUAUUCUAGGAUUGUUUUGCAUGACUAUUCAUGGUAGAAGAAAGCUUAUCAGUUCACAAUUGGAUAAAUCUGACACUUUUUCCAAAAAUCCGGAUCUUCCGGUGGCCUGUACUCCGGCCACCGGUCCGUGCAGUGCGAUUUUUCAUCGGAUUAUUGUUCCUGGUGCAAAAACGAAGCUUUUGGUGUAUAGCAAUCGAUGGUUUGCGCGAAAUCAUGUUGCGGUAAUUUUUUGGGUCCUUUUUUCCCACUGUGCAGUGAAAGCCAAAGUCCACUACACAUAGCUGUUUUGAGUUCGUCGAUCAAUGUUGUAAAGUUUCUGGUUAAAACAGACAUAAAUUUAAACUUGACCGAUAAAGAUGGCAACACUGCACUGCAUUUGGCUGUUAAACAAGUAAACACUGAAAUCGUUAAACUGCUGGUUUCAAGUGAGGCAAAUGUUUACGCAACUAAUAAAGCGAAAAAAACUCCAUUGGAUUUGAUAUCUUUUGAAAAUUCUCCUGAUAUCUUAUUAUGUUUAUUAGAAAAACAUUUCAUGUUCAAAUGUGACAUUGUUUUCAAGAAUUCUUUACUUUUUUAUGCUGCAUUUUUCGGGUGUAUGAAAUCCGUAAAUAUUCUCGUUGAAAGUAGUGUUAAUGUUAAUAGUGAAGACAGUGAAAAAAAUACAGCUUUACACUUUUCUGCUCGAGAAGGGCAUAAACAAAUUGUUGAAUACUUGAUAAAUAAAGGAGCUGAAAGCAAUGUACAAAAUAGUAAUGGAAAAUCACCACUCAUGUUGGCACUGGAACAAGGUCAUCAUGCCAUUGUUUCCAUCUUAAAAGAACAUUCAGCAAAACCCGAUUUACGACUCUUACAAACAAUGUUAAGAGAAUCUGUUAUAAAAAACCAGGAAAACGUGUUGAAGUCAUUGAUUGAAGUUGGUGCUGAAGUAAAUUUCCAGGAUGAAAAAACAGGAAAAACUCUUUUUCAUCUUCAUUUGGUACAGAAUGAUACUUUUCCAAAACCAAACAUUAUUAAGUUGUUGAUAGAAGCUGGCGCGAUAGUUGAAAAAUUUGAUAAUGAAGGCAAUUCCCCUUUACAUCAUGCUUCAAAAUAUGAAGCUAUUUUUCCACUUUUAAUUAAUCACUGUUGUAAAAUAAAUCGAUAUAACUCCAAUAAAGAAACACCACUCCAUUUGGCACUAGAAGCCAAAAAAUCAUUCGCGGCACGAUUGUUGUUAUUUAAGCAAGCUUGUAUUCAUCUCACCGACACAAAUGGCAACACUGCCUUACACGUGGCAUUGAAAAAUAAUCUUCAAGACGUUGCAAAUAUUUUAAUACAUCUCGACUCAAACGUUAACAGUCAAAAUUCGAAAGGAGAAACUCCACUUCAUCUGGCAGCAAUAAGCGGUAAUUUAGCGGCCGCGAGAAGAUUAAUAGAAAAUGAAGCAUCUGUGACUGCAAAAACCAAAGAGGGAAAAACUGCUCUAGAUUAUGUGGAGAAAGGCAAAAUGAGUGCAAAAGUUCGGAGGUUACUCUUCGAACUUGUCAAAACAAAAAUGCCAAAGUAAAAAUGAUUACGAUCC
Messenger RNA from Culex pipiens pallens (northern house mosquito), 1574 nucleotides. Its product is annotated as serine/threonine-protein phosphatase 6 regulatory ankyrin repeat subunit A-like. Bases 210 to 1559 code for a protein of 449 amino acids. Gene Ontology annotation, molecular function: protein binding. The transcript has a single exon. NCBI's taxonomy places the organism in Eukaryota, Metazoa, Arthropoda, Insecta, Diptera, Culicidae. The record is from RefSeq and is a predicted model, not a curated record.